CCUAUAUGAAUCCAACCACUCCACAUGUUUUUGGAAUGAGUUUCAUCUAAUCUGUUUAGUAUAGUAUUUAUUCCAUCUCCCAAGAAAGAAUCUUCAACCCAACCCAUCAUUACAUUUUGUUUCUUCACUCUCUCUUCUCUUGAUUUCACCACCACCUCAACAACAACAACUAUAGUAUUACUAACUAUGUGACAAACAAAGUUAUAAACAUGUUACUAGUAAUACCUUAAUACUCUGUCUGAUGCAACCAUAAACUCACUACUACUACUUCUUACUUUGAUUGGAAUCACCAAACAUAAAAUCAAGCUACAAUUUUACCAAGAAUCUCUGCCACCCCAAGUACUAUCAUCAACUUUGGGACCCCUACCUAUACAAAGAAAAAGUACAUGUUAAACAAAUACUAUUCAGGCUCUUUCACAUGUAAAAACAAAGAAAACUAUACAAAUUUAUGACUUUGUAUUGCUAAAUAUUAAAAAAAACAAAUAAACUUUGUUGAAGUGUUGUGAGGAUGUUAGAGAAAUUGGAAGAGUUCAACAUGGACAAAGUUAUAGAAGAAUUUGAGGCACUGAGCACAGAUGCAGAAAGAGUUCAGAGAGAAACACUUAGAAGAAUUUUGGAGGAUAAUGCAUCAGCAGAAUAUUUGCUGAAUUUUGGUCUUAAUGGAAGAACUGAUCCUGAGAGUUUCAAGGCUUGUGUUCCGAUCGCUACUCAUAAAGAUUUGGAACCUUUUAUUUAUAGAAUUCUUGAUGGUGAUGAUUCAACUAUUCUUACUGGAAAACCAAUUACCACUAUGUCUUUAAGUUCUGGCACUACUCAGGGGAAGCCAAAAUAUAUACCGUGGAACGAUGAAUUAUUUGAGUCCACAAUGCAGAUAUAUCGAACCUCUUUCGCCUAUAGGAACAGAGAGUUUCCUAUUAGCAAAAAUGGGAAGGCGUUAAACUUUAUAUACGGUAGCAAACAGUUCAAAACAAAAGGGGGUCUAAUAGCUACAACUGCUACAACCAAUGUGUUUCGUAAUCCAUCUUACAAACCGACAAUGAAGGCACUUCAAUCCCAAUGCUGCAGUCCAGAAGAAGUGAUAUUUGGUGGUGAUUUUUUCCAAUCAUUAUACUGCCAUCUAUUAUGCGGGUUGAUUUUUCGAGAGGAAGUUCAGUUGGUAUCUUCGACAUUCGCACAUAGCAUUGUCCUUUCUUUCAGAACCUUUGAACAAAUUUGGGAAGAGCUUUGUAAUGAUAUACGAGAAGGGGUUCUUAGCAGCAGAAUCACAGUUCCAUCUAUUCGAACCGCUAUGUCUAAAUUACUUAAACCAAAUCCGGAAUUAGCUAACAUAAUCCACAAAAAAUGUAUCGGAUUAAGCAACUGGUAUGGUUUGAUACCGGUGCUUUUUCCGAAUGCAAAAUACAUUUAUGGAAUCAUGACAGGUUCUAUGGAACCAUAUUUGGAAAAAUUGAGGCACUAUGCCGGGGUGCUACCUUUGUUGACUGCCGAUUAUGGAGCUUCUGAAGGGUGGAUAGCUUCAAAUGUUAAUCCGAAAAUUCCACCAGAAUUGGCAACUUAUGCUGUGCUUCCUCAAAUUGGUUACUUUGAGUUCAUUCCUCUCAAACAACUUGAGAAUGAAGAUACUUUCCUAGGUGUUGAUGUUCAACCUGUAGGACUCACUGAGGUGAACAUUGGUGAAGAGUAUGAAAUUGUUAUGACCACUUUCACAGGUUUAUACAGGUAUAGGCUAGGGGAUGUGGUAAAGGUUAUGGGAUUCCAUAACGCAACACCAGAACUCAAGUUUAUUCGUAGGAGUAGUCUUCUACUGAACAUUAACAUCGACAAGAACACAGAGAAAGAUUUACAGUUAGCUGUAGAAGCAGCAGCAAAAAAUUUAGUAGAAGAGAAAUUGGAAGUUGUUGAAUUCACAAGUCAUGUUGAUUUAUCGAAAGAUCCUGGAAACUACGUAAUCUUUUGGGAAAUCAACGGCGAAGCCAGUGAAGAAGUGCUAAGUGAAUGUUGCAAUUGUUUGGAUAAGUCUUUCAUUGAUGCAGGUUACACUAGUUCGCGUAAAGUCAAUGCUAUUGGAGCUUUAGAACUUAGAGUUGUUAGAAGAGGAACCUUCCAGAAGAUUCUUGAUCAUUACCUUGGAUUAGGAACUGCUGUUAGUCAAUAUAAGACACCAAGAUGUGUUGGUCCUACACACAGCAUUGUGUUGCAAAUCUUGAGUGAAAAUGUUGUCAAGAGCUAUAUCAGUACUGCUUUUGAUUGAAUAAUAAUAAUAAAAAUCAUACUUGACAUUAUUUUGUAAAAAAAUAAUAUUUGACAUUCGGAGUAACUUUCAUUCUAUAAA
Messenger RNA from Trifolium pratense (red clover), 2332 nucleotides. Its product is annotated as jasmonoyl--L-amino acid synthetase JAR4-like. The coding region runs from base 509 to 2251 and encodes 580 amino acids. The record is from RefSeq and is a predicted model, not a curated record. The transcript is spliced from 6 exons. Gene Ontology annotation, cellular component: cytoplasm. NCBI's taxonomy places the organism in Eukaryota, Viridiplantae, Streptophyta, Magnoliopsida, Fabales, Fabaceae. Gene Ontology annotation, molecular function: acid-amino acid ligase activity.